This is a messenger RNA of Arabidopsis arenosa, 1035 nucleotides long. NCBI's taxonomy places the organism in Eukaryota, Viridiplantae, Streptophyta, Magnoliopsida, Brassicales, Brassicaceae. The record is from the annotation of a GenBank genome assembly.
AAUCCUUUUGAGGUAGGAUCUUCCGGGAUUGUUUUGAAAAAGGCAAAGAACAAGCCAAGGAAUCGUCCAACAAAAUUUGUCAGAAAGCUGAAACCAUUGGGAGCUGAGAGGGGUCAAAAAGAUAAAAGAAAAGCAGUUGAUGUGGGUACAAGCACUGUAAAAUCGACAAAGCUUAACCCACAAGAGGUGAACCCAAAGGGGGGUUUGCCUAACGCCCAAUGAGCAUAAUCAGCUGGAAUUGUCAAGGACUGGGACGGUCUCAUGAAUUGACAAUUCCUCGUCUCAAGGAGUUGCGUAAAAAACACUUCCCUGAGAUGUUGUUCUUGAUGGAAACGAUGCACAAGAGAAAUGUUUUAGUUGAUCUUCAAGUUUGGUUAGGUUAUGAUCAAGUUUUUACUGUGGACCCGAUUGGAAGAUGUGGAGGGCUUGCAGUUUUUUGGAAGGAUAGUGUAAAGGUGGACUUUAAGUUUUUUGAUAAAAAUUUGUUGGAUGCUCAAGUCCAGUUUGGAGCUGCCAAUUUUUUUGUGUCUUGUGUUUAUGGAGAUCCUGAUAGAAGCAAAAGGUCUGUGGUUUGGGAAAGGAUAUCCAGAAUUGGUAUUGGAAGAAGAGAUAGAUGGUGCGUUUUGGGUGAUUUCAACGAGUUAAUGCACAAUGGUGAAAAACUGGGAGGGCCUAGAAGAUCAGACAAUGAUUCCAAAGACUUCAACGAGAUGAUCAGAGCUUGUGGGCUGACCGAAAUGACUGGUAAUGGUAACAAGUUCACUUGGGCUGGUAGGAGAGGUGACCACUGGGUUCAGUGCAGACUGGACAGAGCUUUUGGGAAUGAUGAUUGGUUUAAGACUUUCCCGGUUUCAAACCAAACUUUUUUGGACAUGAGAGGAUCUGAUCACAGACCCGUCCUUGUCAAGCUGAUGUCUUCUCAAGACUCUUACAGAGGGCAGUUUCGGUUUGAUAAGAGAUUUUUGCACAAGGCUGAGAGAGACUUAGAGUUUGCAGAAAAGCUUUAAGUUCUUGGAAGAAAAAGAACUCUUUGAA